Hippocampus zosterae (dwarf seahorse) is the source of this 8380-nucleotide messenger RNA. It is a transcript of the gene dip2ba, whose product is annotated as disco-interacting protein 2 homolog Ba. The record is from RefSeq and is a predicted model, not a curated record. The transcript has 39 exons. Bases 171 to 4955 code for a protein of 1594 amino acids. NCBI's taxonomy places the organism in Eukaryota, Metazoa, Chordata, Actinopteri, Syngnathiformes, Syngnathidae.
UGUUCCUGAGUUUCUCUCAUCAUGGCGGAGUGGCCACCCGCACGGAUGUAUGGUCUCUCUCAUUCGGAUGCUUGUUUUGUGUAAUGAGGCAGGUCAUUUUAUCCCUCUUCUAGUGGCGUUUGCUGCAUCGACCGUGCGUCCACUCCGCGUGCGUGUUUUUCGCCGAAGUCAUGGCAGACCGCGGCGUAGAUUUAUCCGCCCUGCCUAAGGAGGUUCGAGACCAACUGGCGGAGUUGGACCUGGAGCUGUCUGAAGGAACAGCCGCAGUGCGACUACAGGGAAGCACGACGAUGUUUAAGCCAAAAUGUGACAUUACACAGAAAGGCUUUGAGAAGAAGAGAGCCAAGCUGCUGGCCUCCUGUUUGACCAAUGCGGAUGUGACCCUGCCAGAUGUGCAGCUUUCUGGGGGCCACAGCGGUGAGCCUACGCUGAGCCCUGAGGCCCCGUGCCCCACCACAUCUUCAGCCUCCAGACAUCAUCGUGGACAUCGGAGUGGAGGGGCCAGAGAUGAGCGCUACAGAUCAGAUAUUCACACAGAAGCUGUGCAGGCAGCGCUAGCCAAACACAAAGAGGAGAAGAUGGCCCUUCCCAUGCCCACCAAGCGACGCUCAGCUUUUGUCCAAUCUCCUGGAGAUGCUUGCACACCCCCAGAUACAUCUUCUGCAUCAGAGGAUGAGGGCUCACUGCGAAGGAAGGCCGCCCUCAGCGCGGUGCUGGCGCACGGGCUGCAAAGUCCUGAUUACUGGAUCAACCGUUCUGUUCAAAGCUCCUCCACUUCCUCAUCGGCGUCCUCCACCCUCUCCCACGGAGAGCCAAAAAGCCAGUCCCAGCCCCAGCCUCAGCCUGCUGCUUCUCUGCUGGCUGAUGUACUAGCCCAUGCGCGCAUCGAGAACAGUGUUCCUCCAGAUGUGACAUCAUCCUCCACUGCCCAGGACAGAGGCUCGAGGAUGGACCUGCCGCCUGCCGUCAGGGGCAUGAGCCGUGGCCAGAGCCGUUCUAGUAUGCUGGAUACUGCUGAUGGUGUGCCAGUCAACAGCAGAGUGUCCACUAAGAUUCAACAGUUACUAAACACGCUCAAGCGCCCUAAAAGACCACCACUCAGUGAAUUCUUCCUCGACGACUCAGAGGAAAUAGUUGAAGUUCCCCAGCCAGACCCCAACACCCCAAAGCCGGAAGGCCGUCAAAUCAUCCCAGUGAAGGGGGAGCCCCUUGGUGUUGUUAGUAACUGGCCCCCUGCCCUGCAAGCAGCCCUAGCUCGCUGGGGGGCCACCCAGGCCAAGAGCCCCGCCCUCACGGCGCUGGACAUCACAGGAAAGCCCCUCUACACUCUCACAUACGGCAAAUUGUGGAGUCGUAGUCUGAAACUGGCUUACACCCUACUGAAUAAACUGGGCACGAAGACGGAACCUGUGCUAUCACCUGGAGAUCGAGUGGCACUGGUUUACCCAAACAGUGACCCCGCUAUGUUCUGGGUUGCAUUCUAUGGCUGUUUGUUGGCUGAGGUUAUCCCUGUGCCUAUUGAAGUACCCCUUUCAAAACAAGAUGCAGGCAGCCAGCAGAUUGGCUUCCUCUUGGGCAGCUGUAGUGUCAGUCUGGCACUGACCAGCGAAGUGUGUCUCAAAGGGCUGCCCAAGACACCAAAUGGAGAGAUCAUCCAGUUCAAAGGAUGGCCAAGAAUGAAAUGGGUGGUGACAGACACAAAGUACCUGACCAAACCUUCCAAAGACUGGCAGCCCCAUAUUCCCACCGCCAACACAGACACGGCCUAUAUCGAGUACAAAGCCAGUAAGGAGGGGACCGUGAUGGGAGUGGCUGUGUCCAAGAUCUCCAUGCUGACUCAUUGUCAAGCCCUGACACAGGCUUGUAACUACUGUGAAGGUGAGACUCUGGUCAACGUGCUGGACUGCAAAAAGGACAUGGGCUUGUGGCAUGGCGUCUUAACGAGUGUCAUGAAUAGAAUUCAUACCAUUACUGUGCCGUAUUCCGUCAUGAAAGCCUGUCCCAUGUCCUGGGUGCAGAGGGUGCACAUUCACAAAGCUCGCGUGGCCUUAGUGAAGUGCCGUGACCUUCAUUGGGCAAUGAUGGCUCACAAAGAUCAGAGGGACACCAACCUGUCCACCAUACGAAUGCUGAUCGUAGCUGAUGGAGCAAACCCUUGGUCUGUGUCGUCAUGCGAUGCCUUCCUGAAUGUGUUCCAGUCUCACGGUCUAAAGCCUGAGGUGAUCUGUCCAUGUGCCACCUCGCCCGAGGCCUUGACGGUGGCCAUUCGCAGACCUGGGGCGCGAGGAGCUCCUCUGCCAGCCAGGGCCAUCCUCUCCAUGGGCGGACUGAGCCACGGUGUGAUCAGAGUGAACACGGAGGACAAGAAUUCGGCUCUCACUGUUCAAGAUGUUGGCCACAUUAUGCCUGGAGCUCUGAUGUGCAUCGUGAAACCAGAUGGCUCUCCUCAGAUGUGCAAAACUGACGAAAUAGGAGAGAUUGUGAUCAGCUCGCGAGCGGGGGGCACCAUGUACUACGGUCUUCCUGGGGUCACCAAGAACACUUUUGAGGUGAUCCCUGUCAACCAGUCUGGAGCACCUUUAGGGGAAGUUCUCUUUACCCGAACUGGAUUGCUUGGAUUUGUUGGCCCAGGCAGUCUGGUAUUCGUUGUGGGCAAGAUUGAGGGGUUGCUGAUGGUGAGUCGGCGACGCCACAACGCCGACGACUUAGUGGCCACCGCUCUCGCCGUGGAGCCUGUCAAAACAGUUUACAGGGGGAGGAUCGCCGUCUUUUCAGUGACUGUUUUUUACGAUGAGAGGAUCGUGAUCGUGGCAGAGCAACGGCCUGAUGCCAGUGAGGAGGACAGCUUCCAGUGGAUGAGUCGAGUCCUGCAGGCCAUCGACAGUAUCCACCAGGUGGGUUUAUACUGCCUCGCACUGGUGCCUGCCAAUACCCUUCCAAAGACACCCCUCGGCGGCAUCCACAUCUGCGAAACCAAGCAGAACUUCCUGGAAGGAAACCUGCACCCUUGCAACAUUCUCAUGUGCCCGCACACCUGCGUCACCAACAUGCCCAAACCACGGCAGAAACAGCCUGUGGAUGUUGGUCCAGCAUCAAUGCUGGUGGGCAACCUAGUGGCAGGAAAACGUAUUGCCCAGGCAAUCGGCAGAGAACUGGGUGUCGUGGAGGACCAGGAUUUGAUUCGAAAGCACCAGUUCUUAUCUGACGCACUGCAGUCGAGAGCCCAGACUGACCCGGACCAUAUUCUCUAUGUGCUGCUAAAUGCAAAGGGGGUGGCAGUGUGCACGACCACCUGUGCUCAGCUUCACAAGAGGGCGGAGAAAAUCACAGCCACCCUUAUCGAGCGAGGAGGUCUCAACACCGGCGACAACGUGGUGCUGCUUUAUCCUCCAGGCAUUGACCUGAUAGCCGCCUUUUAUGGCUGCCUCUAUGCCGGCGUCAUCCCUGUAACUGUGAGGCCGCCCCACCCACAGAAUCUGGCUGCCACUCUCCCCACUGUCCGCAUGAUCAUUGACGUGAGCAAAGCAGCCUGCAUCCUGACCACUCAGCCACUCAUGAGAAUCCUCAGGUCCCGGGAAGCUGCCGCCAGCGUGAAUGUCAAAACAUGGCCCACCAUCAUCGACACAGAUGAUCUACCCAGAAAGCGGCCACCGCAGAUCUAUAAGCCCCCAACAGCCGAGAUGUUGGCUUACCUGGACUUCAGUGUGUCUACCACUGGCAUGUUAACUGGAGUAAAGAUGUCUCAUGCUGCAGUCAGCACUCUGUGUCGUUCCAUCAAGCUGCAGUGUGAACUAUACUCCUCACGCCAAAUAGCCAUCUGCCUGGACCCAUACUGCGGCCUAGGCUUUGUCCUGUGGUGCCUCUCCAGUGUUUACUCAGGUCACCAGUCAAUCCUCAUCCCUCCCUUGGAGCUGGAGAGCUCACUUCCUCUAUGGCUGAGCACACUCAGUCAGUACAAGAUCCGAGACACCUUCUGCUCCUACUCGGUCAUGGAGCUCUGCACCAAAGGCCUCGGGACCCAGACGGAGCUGCUGAAGGCGCGUGGUGUAAAUUUGUCAUGCGUGCGCAGCUGCGUGGUGAUAGCUGAGGAGCGGCCCCGACUUGCUCUCACGCAGUCCUUCUCCAAGCUCUUCAAAGAUGUCGGCCUAUCGUCACGAGCCGUCAGUACCGCUUUCGGCUCCAGGGUCAACCUGGCUGUCUGUAUGCAGGGCACGGCUGGACCAGACCCCUCCACCGUCUACGUUGACAUGAAGUCGUUACGUCAUGACAGGGUGAGGCUGGUGGAACGGGGGGCGCCACAGAGUCUUCCGCUCAUGGAGUCGGGCACUAUUCUACCAGGGGUGCGAGUCAUCAUCGUCAACCCAGAGACCCGAGGACCGCUGGGAGACUCCCACCUCGGCGAGAUCUGGGUGAACAGUCCCCACAGCGCGAGUGGCUACUACACCAUCUACGGCGAGGAGAGUCUGCAGGCGGACCACUUCAACACUAGACUCAGCUUUGGGGAUCCCAACACGCUGUGGGCCAAAACGGGCUACUUGGGCUUCAUCAAGAGAACCGAGCUCCUGGAUGCUAGCGGAGAUCGCCAUGACGCCUUAUUUGUAGUGGGAUCACUGGAUGAGACGCUGGAACUAAGGGGCUUACGUUACCACCCCAUUGACAUUGAGACAUCCGUGUCUCGAGCUCACCGCAGCAUCGCAGAGAGUGCCGUGUUCACGUGGACCAACCUCCUGGUGGUGGUGGCCGAGCUGAGCGGCUCCGAGCAGGAGGCUUUGGACCUGGUUCCCCUCGUCACCAACGUGGUUCUAGAGGAGCACCACCUCAUCGUGGGCGUCGUGGUCAUCGUGGACCCGGGCGUGAUCCCCAUCAACUCUCGAGGGGAGAAGCAACGGAUGCACCUGCGCGACUCCUUCCUGGCCGACCAGCUUGACCCCAUCUAUGUGGCCUAUAACAUGUGAUCUGGGGGCGGGGAAGAACGUUACGAGCAAUCAAAGCGGGCUUCCUUCGUUUCGUCAUUGCUCAUCUUUUUUAAUGGCUUGCAUUCUCCCAUCCAUUCGUUGCUUUCAAUGUCAACAAUCCAUCCAGACUUUCAUUUUAAUUUUUUUAUUGUUAUGUCCCCCCACGCCCUCAUAAAGGGCACCCACCUCUCAAUAGCAGUGAGGCACACCGACUGGAGCUACCGAGAAGAGGUGGAACUUUCCUCCUCCCCCUCGCACUUUGAGUCUUCGCACGUCGGAGUCCACUUCCUGUCCGGCCUGCCUCAAAGGGAACACGCUCUCCCUUCCACAUUUGCUGCCGUCUCAGGGGCAAACCUCCGCUUCAGUAUUAACAGAUACCGCCAACAGGGGGUGUCCCGGUAUGUGCACAAUGGGAGUGCAUGUUACAAAAAACGUCCUGAAAAUGCACUUGAAUAGCAGUCAGGAGAGUUAAGAUGAGGGCUCAUUUAGCUACUCUUUUUCAUGUCCUAUCACGACAAAAAAAUAGAAUAAAAGAAUCGUCUUCUGCCGCAGCCUGCAGACAGCGGCCCACACAACGUUGAAUUAAUAAUUGAACAGGGUUUUCAUUUGACAGCACAAAUUGGAGGGGGGGGGGGGUGAGAUUCCUGCACAAUUCUUGCACAAACGAGCCUUGAGUAGGUCAGCCCGCUGCAUGUUAAGGCCACACCCACACGAAUAUAGACAAAAUUAGAUGCCAUUAAAGUAGACAUUUUUUGCACUUCCACCCAAUUCAAAGCAAUGUCCAGGUGUCUAAAUAACAUUCCAGUGAAAUGCUUUCGUCAAAAUAUCCCAAUCCUCAAGAAUUAGGUUACACUAUACCCCACAUUCUCUCUUUUUAUUUAUUUUUUUUUCUUUUUUUUUUUUUUUGCCUCGCUGAAAUUAACCUGCUUUCAAGGUCCUGUCUCAUGGAAGUGAGCCACCACUGCCGCUCCCCUCUUUACUACUGGGUCAAUCGAUUCGCCUUUGUGACCACGGGUGGCGCUUGUGCACUGUGACAAGAUGAGCGGCUUUUUGUUUUCAAAGAGAAAAGUGAGACCUCAUGAAGAAGUAAAAGCGUCAUUUGUGUUUUCACCGGUGGAGGUAGUUGCCCUUCAUCACCAAGCUGUCAAAUGACAUUUGUCAAUUAGUAUAGUAGAUCUGUGCAUAUGGUGCAUGCAGUGGACAAAUGUACUCCUCCCCUGUGUCAGCCACUUAGCUUAAAUUUUGAGUAAGUGCCAGUCAGCCAGUUAACGUGAACUAAUGCUCAUCUGCAGCUCUGCUUACCUUUUGGCUUGACACGGUAGUGCUUCUGUACAGUUAGUCCAUCAGUGGCUCAAAACUGGUGGAUCUUCAGACAGCCACGCUCCCCAGUCAUGGGAGGAGAGACUCACUGUGGGAACGGAAUUAUGCAAAUUAGCUGCACUGAUAGGUCACAACCCUUCAAAGUUAAAAAGGGCUUGCUCACCGACACAUUUUGGAAAACAGGCAGCUAACAAAAGAUUGACUUGGUUGUUUAAUUUCAGACUUGAUAGGUGUGUGGUGGUUAUAAAUUGUCAAAAAUCCUGGGGCAAGGAAAAUGUACUUUUGUUUGUUUUUUAAUAUCCAUGUACAGUAUGUGUGGACCUGAAUGGCUCACGGUUGGCGUGGUGCACUGUCGAGCGCGUCUUCUCAACUGGUCUCCUGUUGAUGUCUAAUCUGAGCACAUUUAUAUUUCAGUUAAAAUAGCCUUGAAAUAUGUGACAAGAUAACAUCCUUCAUAACAAAAAAUACAAGAUGUCUUAAAGCAUGGGAAAGGCAUGUUCCACACCAUUUAUUAAGGACAGUCAAAUUGCACUAACCAAGGAGAAACACGGCAAUUGCAUGAAUUAAAAGUUUAAUACCGCAAAAAAAAAAGACCCACACAUGACUGUACUGCACAUCAAAUGACUUUUAAUACUUGGCGUCCUUAAAAAAAAAAAGACCAAGUGGACAAUUACCAUGCCAGCAUUUCAAAGGAAAAGCAAUCCUCCAUAACAAAUCUUUUUUGUUUUAUUUUUGACACCAGAUGAGAAUGACUGUUCUCAACUCGCACAUGACACGAUCUUUGCGAGCACAUUCUCGCAAUGUGCUUCAGGGUCGUUUUAACGGUGCGUAAAAACUAGAUCGUCAAAUAGGUUGCUUCUACGGGGCCGUGCCUUUUCACAAUAAGCUCCAUUGUGACGCGAUGGACGAUGGCGUUAUAUACUAAAGAUAUCGGUGAGUGAGGAGACAACUUUUUGCCUUAUUGAAACCUGCAGAACACUUAAUUUGGAAGCUCCUCGAACCCAGCGGUUCAUAGUUCUCUUCCAUGCCGUCAUUACGGAGUACAGUGCUAACUGAAUGUCUCGAACAAGGUCAGAACAGCAGAGUGCGAGUUACGAGCAAGUCACAAAGGGAGAUGCGUUAACACUGAUGGAGGAGAUCAAUGAGGGUAAGGAUAUCAAUGUGUAUUCUGUCUUUUUAGGUCAAAUACUGUUAUAAGAUAAGAUAUCCUUUAUUCGUCCCACACUGGGGAAAUUUAUCACUGGUCUUAUCGUGUACAGCGUCGAUGAGACUCGACUGAUCUUUCAUACUUGACAGCAUUUUUCUGCUUUCAUUUGCAAAAAAGGAAAAAAACACAAAAAAUAACCAUUGGGACUAUUAUUAGAUGACUCUGGCAGGAACACCGUGCACUUUUCCAAAUACUGUUUUGUGUGUGCGUGCGCAAGUGUGUAUGUGUGGGUGAUUUGCUUUUAUGGCGAUUUUUUUUAAGAUGGAAAAAAAAUUGAAUUCAUUUUUUUAACGGUUUGAUUUCUUUUAAUUUUUGUCGCCUCCACUGUAAUUGAACCCUUUCUAUCCAACUCUGGAAUUGAAUAUCCAGUACAUUAGCAGGGUUGAAUUGCUCUUUUUUAUCACACUGCUUUUGAGUGACAUGUAUGCAACUGGCACGUGAGAAGCACUCAUGGUGAAUUGAAGCAUGUGAGCCACUUUGUUGUUACUCUGACAUGGUUUUUAAUAAACUUUUAUAAUUUAAUGCCGACCUCUUUCGGUGCUAUUCGAUUAGGGAUGUAAAAAUGUCCUCCGCUGGUCUCUGGAUGCUCAACAGGUGCUGUUCAUUGCUGUGUUCUACAAGGGAUUCUCUUCAUUCACGUUCAUUCCAUUUCUCCAAAGUAAUUCCAAGCACAGGCUGAUGUACAUGGGCACGUGUUUGCUUUUGGUGUCAUUAGGAAGCCAAGAGCCCACAAUGCAUACCUCAACAAUGACUUGUCUCUCCACUAUGCAUUGACGAGCUGCAAGCAGCAGUUCAAUCAAUGGUGUAUGAUCUUCAAAGCUGGGUUGACAAAAGAAAAAAAGCUUUCACGCUGUCAUCGGAUGUGGUUCAUGUGAAAUAAUAAAUAAAUAAGAGGCUG